AUGCACCGUUUCGACCCCAACGCGCGAUGGACCUGGAGGGAAGAGCGCGCCCUGGUCCGCAAGAUCGACUUCCGCAUCAUGCUGUGGACCUGUCUGAUGUUUUGCGCCCUCGAGAUGGACCGCGCAAACAUCAAGCAGGCCGUGACCGACGAUCUCCUGCCCGAGCUCGGUCUCACCACCAACGAUUACAACAUCGGUAACUCGCUGUUCGCCCUCUCGUUCCUUCUCGCCGAGGUCCCAUCACAGCUCGUGAGCAAGUGGCUCGGCCCCGACCGCUGGAUCCCCAUCCAGAUGGUUCUUUGGUCUAUGGUCGCGUCGAGCCAGUUUAUGCUGAGCUCGAGAGCCGGGUUCCUGACAUCUAGGGUCUUCCUGGGCGUCCUGCAGGGCGGCUUCAUCCCGACCGUGGUGCUCUACCUCUCGUAUUUCUACAAGUCGCACGAGCUCUCUAUCCGCCUAGGGUUUUUCUGGACCGCCAUGGUGUUUGCGGACAUCUUUGCGGCCAUCUCGGCGUUUGCGUUGCUGCACAUGCGGGGCGUUUUGGGGUAUUCUGGUUGGAGGUGGCUGUUUCUCGUCGAGGGAUUGAUCACAUUGAUCUUUGGCUUACUCGCAUUUGGUCUGAUGCCGGCUGGCCCGACACAGACUGCGAGCUGGUUCAGGGGCAAGAAGGGCUGGUUCACCCCCAGGGAGGAGAUAAUCAUCGUCAACCGGGUUAUCCGCGAUGACCCCUCCAAAGGAGGGAUGCACAACCGCGAGCCGCUGACAUUCCGCCUCUUGUGGAAGAGUCUGUGUGAUUACGAUCUGUGGCCUCUCUAUUUGAUUGGCAUUACGAACCACAUCCCGUUUGCCACGCCGAGCACGUACCUUACGCUGACCCUGAAAGGCAUGGGCUUCACAACCUUUGAGACAAAUUUGCUGGUCAUCCCGUCGCAGCUCCUUCAUGUGGUGAACAUGAUCAUCAUCACAUAUGUCAGCGAAAUGGUCAGCCAGCUAGCCCUCGUUGCCGUAAUCCCUCAGAUCUGGUCGCUUCCAUUUCUGCUUUGGUUGAGGUUUGUCGACACAUCGACCGUGUCGAGGUGGACAGUCUGGCUGGUCAUGACGAUCUUCCUGGGGAAUCCAUACGCACAUCCCAUCCAAGUUGGCUGGGUGUCACGUAACUCCAACACAGUUCGUAGUCGGGCAGUUGGCUCGGCGAUGUACAACAUGUGUGUUCAGGGCGGCGGCAUCAUCUCAUCCAAUAUCUACCGCGAGGACGACGCCCCCCAGUAUAACCGCGGAAACAGCGUGUUGCUCUCCGUCGUGGGAUUCAACAUUGUGCUUUAUCUGUCCACAAAGUUGUACUACACGCUCCGGAACAGGUCUAGGGAGGAGAAGUGGAGUAAAAUGUCGGAGCACGAACGCUUUCAAUAUCUGUCUACGACUAAUGACUCUGGAAAUAAGAGGCUAGACUUUAGAUUCGCAUCCUAA
This is a messenger RNA of Lasiosphaeria miniovina, 1464 nucleotides long. Its product is annotated as major facilitator superfamily domain-containing protein. NCBI's taxonomy places the organism in Eukaryota, Fungi, Ascomycota, Sordariomycetes, Sordariales, Lasiosphaeriaceae. The coding region runs from base 1 to 1464 and encodes 487 amino acids. The transcript has 7 exons. The record is from RefSeq and is a predicted model, not a curated record. Gene Ontology annotation, cellular component: membrane. Gene Ontology annotation, molecular function: transmembrane transporter activity. Gene Ontology annotation, biological process: transmembrane transport.